AUGGCAGGGAAACACCAUGACGAACCCAAGGAUGGACAUUCACAUGACUUCAAAGUGAAAUUUAAUGCCAGUGACCCUGAAGAGUACACCAUUCACUGUGAUCAGCCUCGCACAGUGCUGGAGGCAAUAAAAUCGAGUAAAAGAUAUAAUGAACUGAAUUGUACUGAUGAAAACAUUGUAAUUCAGCUCGGUAAGGCAGACGGGGAAUGUGCUGUUGCAACACAUUUUCCUUGUUCUUGCGUAGGGGAUGGGGCUUUACUUAUCCUAUCAUGUAAACCAGAAAAGAUUGAAGGGGUCCUAAACAAACCCUCUGAAAUAGUACAUCCAAGAAACAGAUACUCUGUGUUCUACAUUGAUACAGUGGGAGGAAAAAACGCCAAGUCAAAAAAGCUUUUUAAAAGUACAGCAAUGAAACAGUUUAAGUAUCUGUGUGUCUAUGGAGAGAAAGGGAUGACUGUGGAAGAAUGUCUGAAAAGAGACGGUCGCUUCAUUGAUAACAUCGGUGACUUUGAGCUGUCUGACAAUGAAAAUCCAAAGCGCCUUACCGAGGAUACGCAAAAGGUUGACAACCUAGAUACAAAAAGAUUUAAGAUAUGUCUUCCACUGAACAAGAAUACAAAGGCAAACGAUGAAAAACAGCAGGAAGGGCCAUGUGCAUCAAAUAGUUCACAACACAAGACUGACUUAGUACCAGUCUCAAAAGUCUUAGAAGUAGCAAAGCAGAGAGGAACCAGUGUGAAAACAUUUCUGGAUAAAAGUGGCAGCAGUGUGAACAGCAAUGUGGACACUGUGGAGAUUUAUGGAAUAUUGCGUCAGCAGUUUCCAAAUCUGAAAAAAUUAAUGGAGAGUCGAUUCCCAGGUGAUUCUUAUGAGAAAGCAGUGAAUCUGAGGAGGGAAAACUUUGGAAAGAUCCAGAAGUCCUUUAGUGAAGUUCACAGAGUCCGAAAACUGCUGGAACUGAGCAAGUCAGUCUGUAAAGUUGUUGUUGAGAAUGGUCGUACAGGAACAGGCUUCGUACUGUUUGAUAACUUGAUCCUGACUAACGCACAUUUAUUCAAAGAUUGUGUUGAUGGAGAAAAUCUGCAGGAGGGUAUAAAUGUGUUUGCUUUGUUUAAUUAUGAUGAUCCUGAGCCUCACAUGAAUUACAGCUGCUUUACUGUUAAGAAAACACUCAUUGACUUCAGUGAUGCUGAACUAGAUGAUUAUGCUGUACUUGAGCUCAACCCUGAGGGCCGGAAACCCAACCAAAAUACAGGGACAGUAAAGGUGCCACCAGGGCUCCUGAAGAAAUUUGGUCCAGUGCCUCAGAAUGGUGAAGCCUGUCUUAUUGGCCACCCAGCAGGAGAAAUCAAACAAAUGGAUCCCACAUGCAUCAUUGAGAAAGAGAACAGAGGAAAGGCUGUCGAUGAUCAUUUAAAGCCAAACAUAGACACCUUAUUCAUGCUCCACUCAAUCAGUCAAGUGAUCAGAAAUCAAGGCAUUGAAAACAUCUUCAUGGGUGGAAAUAAAGCAGAGAGAGUAGUGACCUACAAAACAUUCAUGUAUCACGGCUCUUCUGGCUCCCCAGUGUUUGAUGCUCAUUGCAGAGUGUUUGGUUUGCACACAGCAGGAUAUACCUAUGUGUUUAAAAACCAUACAGAGAGUGUAAUAGAGUACGCCCAACCCCUGCUUACUAUAUUUAAAAGAUUACUGACCAAGAUUAAGAAAAGUGGAAAUGAGGAACUGUUGAAGAGAGUUAAGGAGGAAGCAAAGGGAAACCCACACCUGAAAGAGGUUGUAAAAGUUGAGCCUGAAGACAUUGAUGAGCCAAUGGAUACUGAAUAG
Messenger RNA from Scomber japonicus (chub mackerel), 1824 nucleotides. RefSeq names its product serine protease FAM111A-like. NCBI's taxonomy places the organism in Eukaryota, Metazoa, Chordata, Actinopteri, Scombriformes, Scombridae. The transcript has 2 exons. Bases 1 to 1824 code for a protein of 607 amino acids. The record is from RefSeq and is a predicted model, not a curated record.